CACUAAGUAAAGUGAACCUACGAGUAAUCAUCACUGACAUCUUCACACAUAGACACACUCAUAUAUAAAUAAUGAAUUCACACACAAACUAGGAAACAAUAUAGAACCAUAUUAAUAUAUGUUCUUCUUCAGAUUCCAACCAAUAAACUAGAACAUGCUCUUUUGGGUCGAUUUGUUUUUGCUCAGUGGAUUUUGGGUGUUUGGUUUCUCCAAUCCAGAUGGUUUCUUGAGCUUGUCCUGUGGCGGCUCAAGUUACACCGCGGCUUAUAACGUCUCCUGGGUUUCAGAUAACGAUUAUAUUGAAACAGGUAACACUACCACGGUAACUUACACCGAGGGGAAUUCUACUUUCAGUGUUCCUAUCAGAUUCUUUCCGGAUUCUCGAGGUCGCCAAUGUUAUAAGGUACCAGUAACAAAGAAGGACUUGUCCUCGGUUCUGAUUCGGGCUACAUUCGUUUAUAGAAAUUAUGAUAGCCAAAGUAGUCCUCCAGCAUUUCAUGUCUCUCUGGGAAGGAGAAUCACUAGUACUAUUGAUCUUAAAACCAAUGAUCCUUGGAUUGAAGAGUUGGUUUGGCCGGUCAACAAUGAUUCUGUUUUGCUUUGUUUGCUUGCGAUUAAAGGGAGAGGUAUUCCGGUUAUCUCUUCUCUAGAAAUACGGCCACUUCCUGUAGCUGCUUACAGAAACAGCUUGGAGGGUUCACCAAAUAUAAUUCUUAGGAGAAGUUACCGAAUCAAUAGCGGAUACACGAAUGGGACUAUCCGGUACCCUUCAGAUCCAUUUGAUCGAAUAUGGGAUCCGGAUCAAAAUUUUGCACCGUUUCAUGCCUCUUGGAGCUUCAAUGGGCUCACAAAAUUGACUUCCUUCAACAUUACUGAGAAUCCACCAGCUUCUGUACUUCAGACUGCAAGAAUUCUUGCUCGCAAAGACAGUCUCUCAUAUACCCUUUCUCUACAUACACUAGGGGACUACUACAUUAUCCUCUAUUUUGCUGGGAUACUCUCACUCUCCCCUUCGUUUAGUGUGAUGAUCAACGACGAAGUCAAACUAUCUGAUUACACUGUGACUAGUUCAGAAGCUGGUACCUUGUACUUUACGCAAAAAAGAGUCAGUAAGUUAAACAUCACCCUUGGAAAAAUCAAGUUCAAUCCUCAAGUGAACGCUCUUGAGGUAUAUGAAAUCCUCCAAUUCCCUGCUGAAGCUUCUUCUACCACAGUUUCAGCACUUAAAGUUAUAGAGCAAUUUACCGGGCAAGACCUUGGAUGGCAAGACGACCCAUGCACACCGCUUCCUUGGAACCACAUCAAAUGUGAAGGAAACCGCGUUACAUCAUUGUUCCUCUCACAAAUCAACCUGAGGUCCAUUAGUCCAACAUUCGGAGACUUGCUCGAUCUCAAGACACUCGACUUGCAUAAUACAUCACUUACAGGAGCAAUACAGAAUGUAGGCAGCCUUAAGGAUCUCCAGAAACUGAAUUUGAGCUUUAAUCAGUUAAAAUCUUUCGGCUCCGAACUCGAAGAUCUGGUUAACCUUGAAGUUCUGGACCUGCAAAACAACAGCUUACAAGGAUCAGUUCCUGAAACAUUAGGAAAGCUGACGAAACUUCGUCUCCUGAAUCUGGAAAACAAUAACUUAGUAGGUCCCUUGCCACAGUCUCUUAACAGAACGGGUCUGGAAGUCAGGUAUACGAUUUCUGUCUCGGCAUUUGCUACAAUAUUCUGUUCUUGUGUUACUGAAUUACCUUUUGUCAGGAUAACGGGGAAUCCAUGCCUUUCAUUCACUUCAUUAUCAUGCAACAAUGUGUCUUCAACAAUUGACACACCACAAGUCACUAUCCCUAUCAAUAAGAAACACAAGAAACAGAACCGUAUAGCGAUUUUGCUUGGAGUUUCUGGUGGAGCCUUGUUUGCCACUUUUCUUGUCUUUGUUUUCAUGUCGAUCUUCACGAGGAGACAGAGAAACAAAGAGAGACAUAUAACCAGAGCACAACUGAAGAUGCAGAACUGGAACACUUCAAGAAUCUUUUCUCACAAAGAGAUUAAGUCAGCUACUAGAAAUUUCAAGGAAGUGAUUGGUCGUGGAAGUUUUGGAGCUGUAUAUCGUGGAAAACUACCAGAUGGAAAACAAGUUGCGGUCAAAGUGCGAUUUGAUAGAACUCAACUUGGAGCUGAUUCUUUCAUCAAUGAGGUGCACCUUUUGUCUCAGAUCCGCCACCAAAAUCUAGUUUCAUUUGAGGGCUUUUGCUACGAACCAAAACGGCAAAUACUGGUGUAUGAGUAUCUGUCUGGUGGAUCAUUAGCUGAUCACCUUUACGGUCCAAGAAGCAAAAGGCAUUCAUUGAACUGGGUUUCAAGACUAAAAGUUGCAGUUGAUGCUGCAAAAGGAUUGGACUACCUGCACAAUGGAAGUGAACCGCGAAUUAUACAUCGGGAUGUAAAGAGCAGUAACAUACUUCUGGACAAGGAUAUGAACGGGAAAGUUUCUGACUUUGGCCUGUCAAAACAAUUUACAAAAGCAGAUGCAUCUCAUAUCACUACUGUUGUUAAAGGCACCGCAGGCUACCUUGACCCCGAAUAUUACUCCACCCUGCAACUGACAGAGAAAAGCGAUGUCUAUAGCUUCGGUGUGGUCCUAUUGGAGCUCAUCUGUGGAAGAGAACCUAUAAGUCAUUCAGGAUCACCAGAUUCUAUUAACUUGGUCUUAUGGGCUAGGCCAAACUUACAAGCAGGAGCAUUUGAGAUUGUGGAUGAUAUCUUGAAAGAUACAUUCGAUCCAGCGAGCAUGAGAAAAGCUGCUUCGAUUGCUAUAAGAUGUGUGGAGAGAGAUGCAUCUGGGAGACCAUCUAUUGCAGAAGUUUUGACUCAACUAAAAGAAGCGUACAGCCUUCAACUCUCAUAUCUAGCUGCUUCGGCACAUACAGACUGAUAACACAUCACAAACAAGAGUAAAUAAAUAUACAUUUAUCAAAUUUUGUUCUUUUUUGUUUGUUACAAAUUUUUGUAAGCCAAUUGAAAAUGUAUUUACUUUACUCUCA
This is a messenger RNA of Arabidopsis lyrata subsp. lyrata, 3032 nucleotides long. Its product is annotated as probable LRR receptor-like serine/threonine-protein kinase At5g48740. Gene Ontology annotation, biological process: protein phosphorylation. The record is from RefSeq and is a predicted model, not a curated record. Lineage: Eukaryota; Viridiplantae; Streptophyta; Magnoliopsida; Brassicales; Brassicaceae. Bases 155 to 2923 code for a protein of 922 amino acids. Gene Ontology annotation, molecular function: protein binding; ATP binding; protein kinase activity. The transcript has 15 exons.